ACGCUGGCCGUGGCCGCCGCCCACGACGUCCGCGCGUGGGUCAACACCCUGCCUCUCGAGCGCGUCAACGAUGGCAUCCAGAUGGUGCGAGACAACAAGGCCCGGUACCGCGUCGUGCUCACCACUCAGCCCAACGCCGACUCCAGCUGA
Acanthamoeba castellanii str. Neff is the source of this 150-nucleotide messenger RNA. RefSeq lists its product as uncharacterized. The record is from RefSeq and is a predicted model, not a curated record. Lineage: Eukaryota; Discosea; Longamoebia; Acanthamoebidae. The transcript has a single exon. The annotation marks the transcript as partial.